Molecule: messenger RNA, 1227 nt
Organism: Rhopalosiphum maidis (corn leaf aphid)
Lineage: Eukaryota; Metazoa; Arthropoda; Insecta; Hemiptera; Aphididae
Exons: 5
Coding region: 349-963 (204 amino acids)
Cellular component (GO): lysosomal membrane
Source: RefSeq, a predicted model, not a curated record
UACUGAUAAGUAAUUCGUAAUUAGUAUUUAAUAUUUAUAUACCUAUAGUAGUAUCUCUUUUUUUAAAAAUAUUUUGUACGCUAUUAUUCGCGUUAACAAAACGUCUAAAUAAUAAAUAUGUUAAUCGUAAUCUUAAAUCCUUUUGAUGUGUUAAAUGGCUGGGAUCGAUCUUUAGUUGGUGUUUAAACUGUUUUAUAGAUAUCGGUUAUCCUAUUAAUGUUUUUGCUGUCAUAGUGUCAUCGAAUUUUCGAUAUAUUAAUAUAAUUUGAUAAUAAUUGUCAUGCUCAAGACCUUUUUGUUUACCGUCCACUGUUAAACGUAACAUCUAUUAUUAUAGUUUUACGCAAAAUGGUUAAGAUUCCUGUUAUGGUGGGCGUAUUAUCGUUGAUCACCUUGUUGAAGGCUGAAUCAUAUGAAGAUGCCCGUUGCAAAUGUGUUUGUACUAUAGUAAAUGGUACAGAAAUGUAUAAUAAAUUAUUUAUAGCUAAUGUUCUUCCUAGCAACGAUUGUAACGGAGUAAGUUUACCAAUUAUUGGUGAAGUAAAUAAUACAAAAAAAGAAUUAUGUCCGCGAUGCACUUGUACUUAUGAAAGUAGAAACACUACAACUAUGAAAGUGGUGGUUUUAAUUGUGCUGUGUGUGAUAUCGUGUUUGGUGAUGUACAUGUUUUUCCUGCUAUGUCUGGAGCCAAUGAUGAGAAGACGCAAGCUUGUUGGCGCAUACGUAGAGCACACCAACGAAGAGGUAUGUUCUUUAUUGGAGGCGACCAUGUCCGAUAGCGGUAGUUUUGAUGAAGUUCCUCCAGCUGUUUCGUUAAAUGCAAGGGGAGGAAGUGAUCCAAUGGUUUCUAUAGCUAAUAGCAGUAAUGUUCUUAACAGAUUUGGACAUCAGCAAGACAAAUGGAAGAAACAGGUGAAAGAACAAAGAAAAAAUAUUUAUGAUCGUCAUACUAUUCUCAAUUAAUUGCUUAAUUUGAGUUAAUUUUUCAAUUUGUUAUUGUUAUUUUUACAUAAAUAGUUAACAUUUAAAAAAACUUUAUUUAACUCUUCUAUUUUGUCAUCAGUAAUAUUGAAUACCGUUGCAUUUGUCUUACCGUAAUAUAAUCCAUUUUUUGAUCAUCUAAAUUACAGUGUCUUUCUAUCAAGACACUCUAAUCUAUAUUAUAUUAUUUUCAUUAUCAAGGAAAAAUAGUUUUUUUUAAAUAUAUUUUAAUUUUGAUUAUUUGUA